AUGAUAAUUUUGGGAGCUUUAUCGCUAUUUCUUUGCGGGGCAUCGGCGUUCGAGUCUAUUAGGGAUGAUGAUCUGUUUACAUACGUUACACUUCCCAACCACCGAGCAAUAAAAUGGAAUAUCACUUAUCAUGAUCGGUCCUCUGUUGUUCCGGGGUACUGGUUUGUUGCCCCCUACUUUAUCAACGAGGGCGAGCCAGCGACAAAUCGGUGGAUGCCUUAUCAAAUAGGGCCUCAUAUCUUUGACCAGGAUGGAGAACUUGUAUGGACAGGAUGUAGUGAUUUCAACAACCGGAAUAUCUAUGAUUUCCGCAUGGUUGACGCUAUGGGCGAUGAUCCACAUCUAGCUAUGCUUCUUCCCCGCGCAGUCGGCAAGCAAGACGACAGGGGAACGGUCAUCAUCUACGACAACCAAUACAAUUCGUCUCAGGUCAUUCUCGACCCAGUCGUGGACCUUGAUAUGCAUGAAAUCAACAUCAAAGAUUCACAUACAGCCCUUGCGCUGGCCUUUCGACCAGAAAUGAUGAACAUGGCUUCAUUUGGAUUACCAGAUCUAAAUAUGCAGAUAUGGACCGGCGGGUUUAUUGAAUUCGACAUGACCACUGGAAAAGUUGCUGUUCAAUGGACGUCCGGAGAUGCGAUCUCUCCGGACGAAUCUUUUAUUUUCGACGCGCAUCAAGAGUAUCCGAACACUGACUUCAUGCACGUCAACUCAAUCGACAGGAAUACGAAUGGGGACUAUUUGCUUUCUGCAAGGCAUACAAGCACCGUCUAUCUCAUCUCUGGAGAAGACGGUCGCAUCAUAUGGAGACUUGGAGGCAAAAGGAGCGAUUUUGUGAAGGAUUUUGACUUUUCCUGGCAGCAUGAUGCGAAAUUUAUGUCGGUCAAUGAUACACACAUCACCCUAUCGCUUUUGGAUAAUGGCGCCGAGGACGUCAUUACAAAUGAGCCGACCUCGUCUGCCAUGUACAUUGAGCUUGACCUGACGGCGAUGAAAGCCACGCUCCUGACUCGAUACACUCGACCCGACAACGAAAGCACCAGAAAAAGAGGGAACAUGCAAACUCUACCAAACGGCAACGUUCUGGCCUCCUGGAGUGAGUUUGGGUAUAUGAGCGAGUUCACGCACGAUGGAAGGCUCCUUAUGGAUGCCAAGUUUGCCUCUGAAAGGUUCAGUACCUACCGCGCGUACAAGUUCCCCUGGCGAAGUAAUCCAUCAUACCCUCCCGCUCUUGCAGCAUCAUGUCAUGGUGUAAACGGGACAGACCUAUCGACAACCUUCCACGUCAGUUGGAACGGUGCCACAGAGGUAAAAUACUGGCGUUUCUUCGCUCGUGCAAACCAGACCAGUUCGAGCCAGCAAAUCGGAACGAUCCCCAAAAAAGGCUUUGAGACCUCGUUCAUUGCGCCGGGAUACAUGGACUUAGUCUCAGUUGAAGCACUGGAUUUGAACUAUCAAGUUCUGGGACAAUCGGUGAUUGUUCGGACGGAGCCUCCGGUCUACUGGCCCGAGGGCUUGGAAUUGCCAACACCAGAUGAUCCUGCAGCUCCUGUCGUUGAUUAUUCGGUGUCAAUGAGGAAGGCGAUGACUUUUAUCGGGCUUUUCGUUGCUGGGUUUCUCACUAGUAUAACUGGAUACUUUGUGCUUAGUUUGUAUCAUCCUGCAUUCCGACGUUAUAUCCGGCGUACAUAUUCGAGGGUACGGUCAGAAGAUCCAGACGAGGGGUUUGGCCUGCUCAAAGUGAAGGAUUAA
Penicillium cataractarum is the source of this 1752-nucleotide messenger RNA. RefSeq lists its product as uncharacterized. The record is from RefSeq and is a predicted model, not a curated record. The transcript has 3 exons. The coding region runs from base 1 to 1752 and encodes 583 amino acids. NCBI's taxonomy places the organism in Eukaryota, Fungi, Ascomycota, Eurotiomycetes, Eurotiales, Aspergillaceae.